AUGGCGUUGAACUUCAAUCCCCUGGACGACAGAGACAGUAUCCUGAUCUACUGUGCCCAAAGUGACGAAGGUCUCGGUGACUUUGUGGCGAUAGUCGUCAAGGAUCGACACAUCGAGUUCCGGUACGAUAUAGGUUCCGGUCUGGCGGUGAUCAGAUCCAAUCACGUCGUUAAGCCCGGUGUCUGGACUCACGUCUCAGUGAACAGGGACUUUAGAGGCGGCAACUUGACCGUGAACGAUGAGCCAAUAGUCGAAGGAAGGUCUCCAGGAUCAGCUCGUACAAUGACUCUCAACACACCACUGUACAUUGGCGGUGUGGAUCGUAGGAGGAUCACAUUGAACAGAAAUGUUGGUGUGAACCGUUCGUUUCGCGGUUGCGUCAGUGACCUCGGAGUAUCCACCACAAACGUGGACAUACUAAAGUCAGCCAUAGACACCGCAAACAUCGACGACUGCAACGUUCUGCAUCCUAAUCAGACCAAGCUAACCGUUUUAACCACCACCACAACGACCACAACGUCCACAACAACACCAUACGAUCCUUGCGCCUCGAAUCCCUGUAUCCAUGGUAUAUGUCAGAGUGCAGACUCCUACGACUACUCCUGUACCUGCAAGUACGGUUACGUGGGCAGGAAUUGCGAGAAUAUCCUGAAGCAGUGCGAGGUACUUGUACCUUGCAUGUACGGUGGAUCAUGCACCGAUCUUCAUGGGUCUUACAAGUGCGAUUGUCGACUGGGAUACAAUGGACGGGACUGUGAAAAAUCCGCGGAAAUAGCAUACGAUGUAGCGUUCAAGGGAGACGGAUGGCUGGAACUGAACAGAUCUGUGAUGACCCACGAUGAGGAGUGUGAGGUCCUGUGUUUCGAGAUAUCGACCAAUAAGUCCAAGGGUCUGAUCAUGUGGCACGGCCAGACACCGAACGAUCUGAACCCUGAUCAUUAUAUGGCCCUCGCAGUGGUCGACGGCUACGUGGAGUACCAGUACAAUUUGGGCAUGGGGCCAGUAGUGAUCCGUGUGACCGCUCAGAAGGUCGACGACGGCGAGAGGCACCGAAUUAUUCUGAAACGCCAGGGUAGCGACGGUAGCAUCGAACUGAACGGCGAGCACAUGGAGAGCGGCACUAGUUCCGGUAUACAACAGGACCUGAACACCAGAGGCAGCGUCUACAUAGGCGGGGUACCUGAUUAUGCUAUGACUUACGGAAAGUAUCAGGAAGGCUUCUCAGGAUGCAUAUACACUAUGGAGGUGCAAGACUCCCGGGCCAUUGAUAUCGGUGAAAAGGCCAUUCGUGGGAAAAACGUCUCGCCGUGUACCAGAGCAAGAUGGAUCCCGUCUUCCUUGGUGUCCACGGACCAGGACAUGGACAUUUUCGACGCGUUCGUUCCUCCUCCUCCUGUGAACAUUAUCCAUCCGAAGCCAGCGGCGAAUCUGGCCGCUUACAAUAUUAAACACUACUCACUGUUGAUCCUACUUCAAAACCUGCUUGCCUUCACCAUGGACGUUCGAGAGCAGAGCGUGCUUUUUACAAUAUUAUGCAUAGACACGAUUAAUGCAAUGAAGUGCGUGUUGAGUUAA
Messenger RNA from Dufourea novaeangliae, 1575 nucleotides. RefSeq names its product pikachurin-like. NCBI's taxonomy places the organism in Eukaryota, Metazoa, Arthropoda, Insecta, Hymenoptera, Halictidae. The transcript is spliced from 5 exons. Gene Ontology annotation, molecular function: calcium ion binding. The coding region runs from base 1 to 1575 and encodes 524 amino acids. The record is from RefSeq and is a predicted model, not a curated record.